AUGAGCGGCGCGGCGGCCGCGCUCGCGGCGGGGGCGGCGGUCGCGGCCCUCGCGCGCUUCGUCACUGCCGACGCCGACAUGGGGCUGCUGCUCAGGGGUGGCCACCGGCGGGCCGCAUUUGAGGGGAAGGUGGUCUGGAUCACGGGGGCCUCUCAGGGGCUGGGGCAGGCGCUGGCUGCCUACCUGGCGUCUCAGGGGGCGCGACUCAUACUGUCAUCCAGGAGCCUGGAGAAGCUGCAGCGCGCAAAGGAGGCGUGCGCGGGCGGCCGCGCGGCGGCGCCAGAGAUCGUUCUGCUGCCGUUGGAUGUGGAGGGGCCGCAGGCGGCGCUGGAGGCGGCGGCCAAAGAGGCCGAUGCGGCGUUCGGCAGCGCUGGGGUCGACUUUUUGGUGCACAACGCGGGGGCGAGCCAGCACGCGCUGGCGGCCGAGACGUCGCGGGAAGUCGCCGAGAAGCUGCUCAGCCUCAACGCGCUGGGCCCCAUCGCCCUGACGCGAGCUGCGCUGCCGCAGAUGCUGGCGCGGCGGAGGGGCCGCGUGGUGGUGGUGGCCAGCAUGGCUGCGCGCGUGCCCACCCCCGGCCAGGCGGUGUACUCUGCGGCCAAGGCGGCGCAGUGGGGCUACUUCUCUUCGCUCGCGACUGAGGUGGCGGACCAGUGA
Monoraphidium neglectum is the source of this 657-nucleotide messenger RNA. RefSeq lists its product as hypothetical. Lineage: Eukaryota; Viridiplantae; Chlorophyta; Chlorophyceae; Sphaeropleales; Selenastraceae. The coding region runs from base 1 to 657 and encodes 218 amino acids. The record is from RefSeq and is a predicted model, not a curated record. The transcript has 5 exons.